Messenger RNA from Macadamia integrifolia, 4948 nucleotides. RefSeq lists its product as uncharacterized. NCBI's taxonomy places the organism in Eukaryota, Viridiplantae, Streptophyta, Magnoliopsida, Proteales, Proteaceae. The transcript is spliced from 10 exons. The coding region runs from base 300 to 4688 and encodes 1462 amino acids. The record is from RefSeq and is a predicted model, not a curated record. Gene Ontology annotation, molecular function: ATP binding; protein kinase activity. Gene Ontology annotation, biological process: protein phosphorylation.
CCCAUCCCGGCCAAAACGUUUCAAACAAUCCCAAGGCUGCUGAAGACUUUUCAAUGUAAUUUAGCCAAAAUCCAAUUGGGAUGAGAUAAUUUAGAGAAGACUUAGAGAGUCAAGUCUUGCUGGUCAACUGAAAAGGUGUGGAGGAAACUCCUGCUUGGACGAUUGAUCAUUCAUAUCGUUUUCAAAUAAGGAAAACCUCUUCCAUUUAGCUUUCCAAAGCCCCAUAUUUGAUCAUCAGUCGAAAACCUCUUGUUGUAGCUCAGCAAGAGUAAAGAAACCAGUAGUACGUACUAUGUAGGAUGGGUUCUCUUCCCUCAUUGUCUUCCCCUGUCUCAUCCUCUUUUCUUUCUUUCCCUUUCUUCUUCUUUUUCUUCUUAUUUGUGUCUCAGCUUUCACUCGGAUCGGUAGAAGAAAACUUGUACGAAUUUUGUGCUCCCCACUUCCACUCCAACUGUGGGGAUCAGAACAUCGGUUACCCCUUCUCCAUACCCCCCCUGGAGGAAUGUGGGCUAGGCAUCAUCCAUUGUGAUGAACAAGAUGACUCAACACCAUUUGUCAGUUAUGAUGAUCAGGGUGUAAAUCCAAACAGGUUUGAGGUCAAGAGCAGCAUCGACUACAACGAUGAGCAGAUUGGAAUUCAUGAUCGACUCUUCACGGACCUCAUACAGCGGAACAACUGCAUUGGACUCUACAAUCUCACUCUCCCACACUUUUCCGGUCAUCUGUCCUUCCGACUGAUAAGCCCCUACAAUAUUACCUUCCGAAUAUGCAACAAUAGUGAUCCUCAUACCUACAUACCAGAACACGACAAUCUCGGUCUGUCAGGUAUCAGACGCUGCGGAGACCAUGUUCUGUACUUCUCCACUCCAUCUCUAUUUCCAUAUCCAUCUCCACCACCUCCACCUCCACCUCCACCUCCUUCUGGUGUCCCUCAAUCUGACUGCAAAGUGGUCGAAUUUCCCGUGGAUUUGGAAGGGGUGGCUUACAACCUUUCGCGUCGGUUGUCUCUCGGGUUUCUUCUUCAAUGGAAAAUUCCCCAACCAUGCUAUUACUGUAAAGCAAAUGAUACCCUCUGUCUAUACGAACAGAACCAAGAUCGUUACUUCUGCGCGCCUCCGUAUCACGAUGUACAGGAGGCUCCGGCACUUCCUCCAAAAGGUGGUGAAGUUGUAGGGAAGAAUAAAAUGGCCAAGUGGAAGAUCAAUAUUAUAAUAGGCGUCGUCUCAGGAUUUGGGGGUAUCCUACUAUCCUGCUUAGUUUUCUUCCUCAUCUACCACCAACGCGGCCGGAAGGGAGCCCAUUAUGCCCUUUUCGAGACCAGAAGCUCGUCUCCUUCUUUAAGCCGACUUUCUGGAAGCAUCGCUUCCUAUCCCCGCUAUGGAGUCCCCGUCUUCACCUACGAAGAACUCGAAAAAGCUACUAACAACUUCAAUUCCAAUCAAGAACUCGGCGAUGGAGGCUUUGGCACCGUUUACUAUGGGAAGCUACAGGACGGGAGAGAGGUUGCGGUGAAGCGACUCUAUGAGACCAAUUGCAAACGCGUCGAGCAGUUCGUGAAUGAAAUUGGAAUCCUUGCCCGUUUGCGUCACAAGAACCUCGUCACCCUCUACGGCUGCACUUCACGCCAUAGCCGGGAACUCCUCCUCGUUUAUGAAUUUAUCAAUAAUGGAACCGUUGCCGAUCAUCUUCAUGGAGACAGAGCAGAGUCUGGUUCGCUUCCAUGGCCUACCCGUAUGAGUAUCGCCAUAGAGACAGCUCAAGCACUGUCAUACCUCCACGCUGCUGAUAUCAUCCACCGUGAUGUGAAGACUAACAACAUCCUCCUAUGCAAAAAUUUCCAAGUAAAGGUUGCAGAUUUCGGGUUGUCUCGUCUCUUCCCAACCGAUGUAACCCACGUCUCCACUGCUCCACAGGGUACUCCAGGCUACGUUGAUCCAGAGUAUCACCAGUGCUACAGGCUUACAGAAAAGAGCGAUGUGUAUAGCUUUGGAGUGGUCUUGAUUGAGCUCAUAUCAUCAAAGCCUGCUAUAGAUGUCACUAGGCCUUAUCGUGAGAUUAAUUUGGCUGACUUGGCUAUCAACAAGAUUCAGAAUCAAGCUGUGCACGAGCUGGUCGAUCCGUGUCUUGGAUAUGAAACUGAUGUUGCAGUGAAGGGGAUGAUGACAUCGGUGGCGGCUUUAGCUUUUAGGUGUCUGCAAUAUGAGAGGGACUUGAGGCCUUCCAUGGAUGAGGUGUUGGAGGUGUUGAAGGGAAUAGAGGGUAAGGAAACCCUAAAUGUUGGAUUUAACCCCGAAAGCUUGGACUUUGGUUCUGUAUCUGCAUUUCUGGAUUCCUUGUUUGCAUUGAAUUCGAGGAAGCCCGAGGAGGUUGGGGUGACGGAUGGAGAGCUGGCUGUGUUGGAAAACUCUUCUGCCGCUUUGGUUGGCAUUUUUGCGCUUUUGGAUCACUCCUCUUCAGUUUUGUCUACUGUUAUUAAUGCAGGGGUAGGUGAUGACGCAGAGAGGGAGCUUUGCUUGGUUUGUGUGAGACUGAGCGGAGACGAACACGAUAACAGCAGCGGAGUCGACGAGGAAGAUGACAGUGCCUCAUCGGAAUCUGCGGGAAGAAACCCAAAUCGACGACGGCUAACAAGAUGGAGAGGAACUCUGAUAGAUUUUAAAAAGAGGAGAGACUUAGGGAAAUGCCCAACAGCUUUGUUUAGAGUUAUCAAUUAUAUAGUGCAGCAAGUGAUGGGUGGUUCUAUGAACUCUACUUUGCCCUUCAAUUCCUUCUUAGUUUUUGCCUUUCCCUUCUUCCUUCUAUUGCACCUUCCUCUUCUCUCAGCUAGACCAGAUCAAUUCCCAGAUUGCUCUGCUCAGCACCAUUUCUGUGGAAAGUUAAACAUCAGUUAUCCCUUCGUUAACCUCACCUACAGCUGGCCUUUCUCUUGCGGAUUAGAACUAAUUCGCUGUAUAAAGGGUUCCACACCAGUGAUCUAUCCUAGCGACCAGAAUGAUGAAAGUACAUAUGAGCUUCAAAGCAUCAACUACACCACCAAUACUGUAUUAGCUCAUGACCGGAGGUUCACCAGACAAUGGCUCAGCGACGAUGACAAAUGCAAUGCCCUCUUCAACAAUUAUACUAUGCCACCCAUUUUCCGUUAUCUUUCAGCUCAAGUGAUUAGCCACAACCAUACACUAGAAGUAUGCAAGCGCCGUCGAGAAGCAGUUGAUGAUUCUCAUGGUAGUGUCCACCCCAAGGACUGCACAGUUGAGGUCAUACCAGAUGGAGCUGCAGGUCGACCCAGUUCCCAACCCUUUCCAUAUGACUGCAAACUGGUUCAUCUCCCUGCGGAUCAUGUGCCAUCUUCCAAAUUCCAAUUUGCGCAACUGUUCACUGUUGGGUUUCGUCUUCGCUGGAGCCUUCCACAACGAUGUCAUCAGUGUCACAAGAAUGGAACCGUCUGUGUGAGCUACGGCCAAAAUAAUUUGAAUUGUUGCAAUCCAAAGGGUAUAUGGAAUCAAGAAAAAGAUGAUGCCCGGAACAUGACCCAAAAAAUUGGAAUAGGAAUUUUCACAGGAGUUGCUGCAGGAAUCCUUUUUACAAGCUUAAUUUUCUUCAUGUUCAACAAAAAUCGCACCAAGCAUAACUUUGGCAGAGUCCGCAGCAUUUUCAUGAAGACAGACCUAGAAAAGGGCAGCACCCACUUUGGAGUCCCCAUCUUCUCCUAUGCUGAGCUCGAAGAAGCCACCAAUAAUUUCAGUUCUGUUAAUGAACUCGGAGAUGGUGGCUUUGCUACUGUUUACCAUGGCAAGCUUCGAGAUGGACGAGUUGUUGCAAUCAAGCGGCUUUACCAUAACAACAAGAAGCAUAUUCAGAGCUUCAUGAAUGAAAUUGAGAUCCUCACUCAUUUGCGCCACCAAAACCUAGUCACUCUUUAUGGGUGCACUUCAUACCGUAGCCGCGAACUCCUUCUUGUGUAUGAAUUCAUUCCGAACGGCACUGUUGCUGAUCAUCUCCAUGGAGAUAGAAAGCAGGUUGGAUCACUCCCAUGGCCUGUUCGCAUGAGCAUAGCCAUGGAGACUGCAAGUGCAUUGUCCUAUCUCCAUGCUUCUGAUAUCAUACAUCGUGAUGUCAAAACAAGCAAUAUCCUUCUUGACAAACAAUUUCAUGUUAAAGUUGCAGAUUUUGGGCUAUGCCGUCUGUUCCCUACUGAUGCCUCCCAUGUCUCCACUGCUCCUCAAGGGACUCCAGGCUAUGUUGAUCCCGAGUAUCAUCGAAGCUAUCAGCUUACAGAAAAGAGUGAUGUUUAUAGCUUUGGGGUGGUCUUAAUUGAGCUCAUAUCAUCGAAGUGUGCUGUUGAUACCACCAGGUGCCAUGAUGAGAUCAAUUUGGCAAACAUGGCAAUAAACAAGAUCCAAAAUGGAGCUUUGCAAGAGUUGGUUGAUCCAUGCCUUGGGUUUGAUUUGGACUGCACAAGGAGGAUAAUAACAUUGGUUGCAGAGUUAGCAUUUCGUUGUCUUCAAUAUGAGAAGGAAUUGAGGCCUUCUAUGGAUGAGGUAUUAAAAAUUUUAAGAGAUACUGAGCUUGAUGAGGAGCGCCAGGUAGAUAACAUUGAGGUGAUGGACAUUUUAGCAAGUUAUGAUGUGGAGAUGGCCAAGAAUUCACCACCGCCACUAGCUUCACCCGAUUCUGGGAGUACUGAUUAAUUGAUUUGCCAGCCAACUAUGCCAAAUACCAUCCAAGAUGGAGUGAAAUUCAGCCAAAUUGUCACUCAUCAUUGAUAGCGCCAUCUUAGAUAAGGAGUCAGAUACAAUAUUGGCCCCCGUAGCUUGAAUUAAACUGGAAACUACAUUCUAAAAAAUAAGUGGCUAAAAAUAUUUUCUUCAUGUCCUAGUAGUUGGAAAAAGUAUGUGUGAGGGUUUUGUAUUUUUUUCAUUGAAUUAAUGGAAGCUCUAGUUAUGCUCAA